Molecule: messenger RNA, 1218 nt
Organism: Melozone crissalis (California towhee)
Lineage: Eukaryota; Metazoa; Chordata; Aves; Passeriformes; Passerellidae
Gene: SAXO1
Product: stabilizer of axonemal microtubules 1
Molecular function (GO): microtubule binding
Source: RefSeq, a predicted model, not a curated record
AUGCACACAGUGGAGAAAGUACUUCUGAGAAAUAAUGAAAUUAUUCUUCACGGGAGAGAUUACAUAGCCCAUGAAGUGUUGCCACAGAAACCUAAACCAUCUGAAAAGCAUGUCAAGAGACAUGAGAAUACAGAUUUGACCUCCACUUACCUCCUCCUACACCAUGUCUCAAGUAUCUUCAUGUCUCUCCUGGAGGAUGAGGAGACAUACCCCAGGACCAAGAUGGAUAUUUGUCCCAAUGUACACAGACAAUAUUUUCUUGGAAGUGAAAAUGAUGAAAGAAGUUGGGGAAUAAAAGAUGACUGUGUGUUACAGAAUGAACAGACAGAGCAGACCAGACCAAACAAUAGGUUUGCUCCAUCAAAAGAGAAAUUUUACCACAGAACCAUUGUCCAGAAUGACAGUUUCUACAGGGGACUUGUUGCCACUCAAAGCUGUAAAUCUCUGAAUCCGGGUCAGAAAAACAAGGCUCCCUUUGAGUACAUAACCAAUUACAGGAUGAAUUAUGUGCCACCUCCUCUGGUGAAACAUUAUGUCCAUAAAAUUCAGAUAUACAAGGUCAAUUAUGUUUCAUUUGAUGGCCUCACUACACACAAAUUUUCCUACCAGGGGUGGGCUGGUCAGCCAACUAAGCUUCCAAAACUACCAGAUAAAACCAACCCCUGUCUUCCUUUCUCCACUACAGCUUAAUUUCAGGAAAAACACAAAGUUUGACUACAGCCUCCUGUAUUCACCAGAAAACCUGAUAAUUAUCUUCUUCCUCUGGAGAAAAUGGACAUUCACACCAUUACUUGGCCACAUUGGAAGCACCUAAAUGAAAAGCCAGCCAAAAUGUGUCGAUCUUUGGCCCAGCUUAAUAAAGACUAUAAGCCUUGGCUAUGAAAUGGACUAAAACCCAUCACUGAUGCUCCAGACUUUCCCAGCAAAACCAAUAGAUUUCUUGGGUACAUUUUGGACCAUCACAGACCUCAUUCUCUCACAGUUAUGUAAACCUACAAGCCUGUCUGGUCAGGCCCAAAGCAUCAAAGUCUCCCAGAUGCUAAAACAACCUACACUGCCAGUUACACACCAAAGGGCUUUGCUAGAUGCCUGGCCCCUUACAAAGACCCACCCAGUUACAUCUUUGAGAAAACUGAUGCUGACAGCUUGAUUUUGUUUGGUAAACAAACUUCUUAUAAACCAGUUGCUGUUUUCAUAUUUGGAGAACUCUUAAAAUAA